AUGAAUGUAUCAUUAGAUAACGCGCGCAAUACUAUUGAAAUUCCAACCAAUCAAAAUGAGAACACUGAAAUCCCCUUGAAUAAAAAACCAGGGCUACCGCCAGUGGCGUCAACAGUCGCAAAUUCAUCAGCAGGCGACGUGGGUGUAGAAAUAGAAAUGUCGCCCAGCAGUGAAGAAACACAGAAAGCACCUGAAGAAAAAGUUAGCAAAGUCAGAAAAGAAAAACCCAGAGACGAAGUCACUUUUCGGACGCACCUGACAUCAUUGGCGCACAUCAGUGUACUUGUUUUUGUUUAUUUGGUUAUCAGACUGAGUUUUCGGGGCGAUUUUGUGUUUUUUACAUGGCAUCCCAUAUUGAUGGCUGUUGGGUGGAUGUUGAUGAUGACUGAAGGUUUCUACUCAAUCAACAAAUACAACACUUAUUGGCGCUUGAAAACAAAAGGAGGCUUUCGAGUAAAAAUCCACGUAACCAUCUUAGCCAUAGGAUACAUUUUAUCAAUAAUCGGAUUCGUUAUAGUAUACCUAAACAAAGAAAACAACAACAAAAGUCACUUUACCAGUUGGCACGCAAUCUUUGGUCUCAUAGGGAUAGUCAGCACCUUCCCUCCGGUGAUCAACGGAUUAUUGUUGUGGUACAAAAAAGAACUAUCCAACUAUAUUUCUUAUCCUAGGUUAGUCAAGUUUGUGCACGUUUCUUCUGGGACCUUGGCCUUUAGUUUUGGGGCUUUGGCUCUAGUUUUAAGCGUGUACACUAGAUGGUUUGGUAAGAAGUCGUUGCAAAGCGAUACGACUUUUUAUUUUGCCUUGUUGACUGUUACUUAUCCGCUGGUAUGGGCUGUUUAUGGACCUUCGGUUAAGUUGGCUAGAGUUAUUAAAGAGUAUUUUAGUGAAGAAAAAGACGAUUAGAUUAUGUACCUACCUAUAUACUUACUUGUAUAGUAUUACAUUAUUUAAAAAUUUUGUAACAAAUGUUUUAUGUAUAUAAAGAGAAAUAUUUAUUUAUAA
Ceutorhynchus assimilis (cabbage seed weevil) is the source of this 1005-nucleotide messenger RNA. Lineage: Eukaryota; Metazoa; Arthropoda; Insecta; Coleoptera; Curculionidae. The record is from the annotation of a GenBank genome assembly.